AUGUCAUCCAUCACAGUCGGAUUGGAAGGCAACGAUUUACGGAGAGAGAGUGGCUCAAUGAUACAUGGGAAGACAUCUCACCAAUUAUGGAUAGUGGGCGAGCACCUCACUGCCGCGGUGCGAGGUGAAACAGAAAUCCUCCAGCACCUGCUAGACGAUGACUUGCUUAACCGGUACUACGUUGAGGCCAUGGGGCUCAAAGAUGCUACCAGCUUUCUUUCCAGAGUAAUAGCCCAGAUUGCCCAUCGUUUUCCUCACAUGGACAUUCUGGACAUCGGUGCGGGCACUGGAGGAGCCACAAAGACCAUCAUGCGAGAUAUCGGGCGGUCUUUCGCUUCCUACACCUUCACUGAUGUUUCCAGCGGGUUUUUCGAAAAGGCUCGCGAGGUAUUUGCCGCUCAAUAUGAAUCGGAGAAAAUGACUUUCAAGGUCCUUGAUUGCGCAAAGGAUGUGGUAGAGCAAGGCCACGAGGAGUAUUCCUACGACCUAGUCAUUGCCUCCUUGGUCCUACACGCCACCCGAGAUUAA
Metarhizium brunneum ARSEF 3297 is the source of this 528-nucleotide messenger RNA. Lineage: Eukaryota; Fungi; Ascomycota; Sordariomycetes; Hypocreales; Clavicipitaceae. The record is from RefSeq and is a predicted model, not a curated record.